CGUCAUUGACGCAGCAAUCCUUUUCCCUUUCUUUCUCUCUCUCUCUCUCUCUCUCCUCCAGUGGCAGAGAGUAAAAUAACACCUACCCUAAAACCUUCCCUUUUAUCCCACCGCGACUUCUCCGAAGCUCGAACGCCGUCCAUUCACCAACCUUCAAUGGCGGCUGCCCCUUCCCUCUCCGAGCAAUAUUCUUUGCCGAAAGAUGAGAAACCCGUCGAAUCAAAACCAGCUGAAGAAGCAGUAGUUGAGACAACAACAGAAGUUGUUUCUGAGAAAACCGAAGAAGCACCUGCUGCUGCUGUAGAAGAGAGCAAUGAAGCACCCGCCCCAGCUGUUGAGAGUAGUGAGGCUCCAGUUGUUGAGAGCAGUGAAUCUCCAGUUGUCGAGAGCAGUGAGGCUCCAGUUGAUGACGCUCAAACAAGUAACGAGGAUGCUGCUCCAGCAGCUGAGGAAAGCAGCGAAGCUCCAGAGCAAGAAGAAUCUGGAAGUGAAGAGGCCGAAGAAAUAAAGCUUGAGACUGCACCAGCAGAUUUCCGAUUCCCAACCACUAACCAAACAAGGCACUGCUUUACCCGGUACAUUGAGUAUCACCGGUGCACAGCUGCCAAGGGUGAAGAUGCCCCCGAGUGUGAUAAAUUUGCAAAGUUCUACAGGUCUCUUUGUCCUGGUGAAUGGAUUGACAGGUGGAAUGAACAGAGGGAGAACGGCACCUUUCCUGGACCUCUGUAAGAUGAGUCUACCUGAAACGAUGAUUCAUGUGGUUACAUUGAUUUUGUCUAAUUCAACUGUUUGUCGAGGGAAACUGCUGCCGAAAGCAAAUUUCAUAUAGAAGGCCUAGUUAAUAAAUUUAGGCUUGUUCAUUGGAACUGAAUUUAGUCCAAAAAAUACAGAGAGAUAUGUACUUUUUGCUCAUGUAAUAAUUUUGUGGUUAUGUAAUCCUGUUAACUGAGCAAUGGAACUCAGUUAUUGUAGGUCAAGUGUUCUCCAUUUUUAUACACUGAUACUGUGAGUGAAAUCAUGCGGCACUUCAAUA
Spinacia oleracea (spinach) is the source of this 1033-nucleotide messenger RNA. RefSeq names its product cytochrome c oxidase subunit 6b-1. NCBI's taxonomy places the organism in Eukaryota, Viridiplantae, Streptophyta, Magnoliopsida, Caryophyllales, Amaranthaceae. The record is from RefSeq and is a predicted model, not a curated record. Bases 157 to 729 code for a protein of 190 amino acids. The transcript has 5 exons. Gene Ontology annotation, cellular component: mitochondrion; respiratory chain complex IV.